Nymphalis io (European peacock) is the source of this 3306-nucleotide messenger RNA. It is a transcript of the gene RalGPS, whose product is annotated as ras-specific guanine nucleotide-releasing factor RalGPS1. Lineage: Eukaryota; Metazoa; Arthropoda; Insecta; Lepidoptera; Nymphalidae. Gene Ontology annotation, cellular component: plasma membrane. Gene Ontology annotation, molecular function: guanyl-nucleotide exchange factor activity. The record is from RefSeq and is a predicted model, not a curated record. Gene Ontology annotation, biological process: positive regulation of GTPase activity; Ras protein signal transduction. The coding region runs from base 332 to 2134 and encodes 600 amino acids. The transcript is spliced from 12 exons.
UCGUUUUGAAACAGUUUAUUAAAGUUACUGUAAUAAGUACAUACCUAUAAAUAGUUGACAAUUAGUAUGCUGUGAAUGUGAUAAAUUUUGUAGUGAUAAUCAUGUCGCUGUCAUUAUAGGAGUGUUUUUACAAAUUUAUUCUCUUAAUUAUAGUCACAUCGUUUACUUUUGACUAUCUGCUAUCGUAAACACGAUAUUUUGCCCUUCAGUGAAUCAAUUGAGUUAUUUAUCAAUGUUAAUUGUGUGGUCAUUGUAGUGCUAAAAUUAUUCAAUUAAAUCUUAAUAAGUUUAAAAUAUUUUGCGUUAUGUGCUACAAUUCUUAUAGCCAGAAAUGCCACGGGAUAUUUUGAGUGAUAGCCUGGCUGUUCUUAGAAUUGUAGAGCAUGAAGAUGAAGAGAAUUGGCCACUCGAAGAUAAAACAUCAUGCAAGCAGAAUACUAAAAAAGUUUCUAAUACUCCCAUAAAUUCUCAUGGUGAAGAAACAUACAUUAAAGAUGACUGUGCUUGUUACUAUAACUAUGCACUUGGCGAUAACGCUGCCAACCGUCAGCAUAAUCCAAUAUAUCAAUAUAAGACAAGUAGUCUUCCAGCAGCUUCCUCCAUUAAUCAGUCCUGGGAUGAAAUUGUGUGCUCAGCAUUGCGGAUAGCUCCUGAAGAUAUUGCUAAUCAAUUAUCACUUCUUGACUUGCCUUGCUUUAAAUCAAUUCAGCCAGAGGAGCUUACUACAUGUGGCUGGACAAAACUCAACAAGUUGACUGUGGCUCCAAAUGUUGUAGCUUUCACUAAAAGAUUCAACAGGGUAAGUUUUUGGACUGUUCAAGAAAUACUCAAUGGUCAAUCUCCAAAGGCUCGAGCUGAGACACUGGCCCACUUCAUAAAGGUGGCAAAGAAAUUAUAUGAUUUGAAUAACCUUCAUUCACUAUUCGCAGUAAUAUCCGCUUUGCAUAGUGCUAGUAUAUACAGAUUGACAAAAACUUGGUCCUGCUUAUCCAAAAAGGAUAAGCAACAGUUUGACAAAUUGGCAGAGUUGUUUGGUGAGAAGGAUAACUGGACAGCUCUUCGAGAGUACAUGCGGUCUAUUGCUCUACCAUGCAUACCUUACCUUGGUAUAUUUCUCACGGACUUAGUUUAUAUAGACAUGGCACAUCCCGUGGGCUCCGGGUCUCCUCACCGUGUCGCCAAAAUGGCAGUAGUUUUGAAGACACUGGAACGUUAUCAGACUUCUGAAUAUGAUAUACAACCACUUCCUCACGUUGCAAACUAUCUCAACAGCGUGCGUUACAUAGAAGAACUACAGAAGUUUUUGGAAGACGAUCAUUAUAAAUUGUCAUUAAAAUUGGAGCCACCGUCACCUAUAAGUAGCUGCGUCGGCUCUAAGGAGUCUGUUAAGGAAGUUCAAGUCCAGGGUUCUUCGACGCCCUUCACCUUGUCACCAUCGCAUCGCCUCGGAUCAGGUUCACUGAGAAUCCAAGGCUCGUACAGCCAAACUAAAUUCAUACCAACUCACAGGAAAUGUCGUUCGCUCGGUUCUAAGUUUCGAAGCGCGAGCUUACCAAGAAAUUUUCACAAGGUCAAUUUCGGUGUGGGCAUAUUUGGCAAGAGUCACAGUGAAGACAAGGAUGAGAAAACACCGGCGGGUUCAGUGAAUCUUUUGGACGACACGCUCUUGGAAUCUCCCAGUUCCGUCUCUGGUGCUAAGAUGUCACAGACAUUGCCAUAUAGUGACGUGCUCUCAAUAAUUAAUCCCGCGGAGUGUGAUUUUCAAAGCUACGUUCGAAGAAAAACGAUAAUCAAAGAUGGCAGGAAGAUAUCGUUGUCCUCGUGGCAGCGCUACUGGCUACAAUUGUCCAGCAAUAUUCUGGUCUUUUAUGGCUCUAAAACUUUUAAAGGGACAGCCAGAAGCGACUUUAGUAAGGAACGUUGCAAGGUGCUACCGCUGCAUGACGGCUGGCGCGCCGUGUGGCUGGAGGGUGAGGCCUCCGAUGCUUUCCAGUUGAUUGACCAUCACGUUGGUACCAUCUACAAGUUUAAGACCGGAUGUGAGUCAACGGCGAAGCAAUGGGUUGAAAAAAUAAAUGAUGUCACGUACAAAAUGGUGAAACCACUUCCAGCUAAUCUCAUGUCAUUCGAAUAAUGAUCGAGUCUUAUCUGUCCAUUUAAACGUUUUAUAAUACUCAUUUUCAUUGGUCGAUGCGUUGAGUUAAUAGGUUUUAAAAGAAAUCUCUAUUUAUUAAUGUAAUUAUUUCUUCAUCUGCGGGCCUCAUUUCAGUGUCAAUGCAUUUAAUAAAUCGUCCGCACACGCGUUUUUUUAUCGACCAAUAAAAAUGGACCUAAGGAAUCAACUGAUGUAUUUGAAUAAGCGUCGCGUGGACUUUAAAUGACUUGAAGUAAAUUAAAGCGCUUUAUAUAGGUUUAUUACAAACCAGUUGUUUAGUUGAUAUUUGACGACGUUUUUUUGUUGUAUUAACCUUAUGAUGGUGCACCCAAUGCGUAUGGAUAUAUUUUAAAUGUAUAGUACAUUACCUUUAUUCACCUUCACCUGUCUAAACUUCAAUUAUAUCGAUAUCAGAGUUUACGAUGACCGUGUUAAAAUUCACAUUUUGUGUUUAUUUAAAAAUACCUCGUAGGUAUUUUGUACUUUUUAAAUUUAAUAAUGAUGAACUACUCAUUUCCAUACAUUAUCUAACAUAUUGUCGAAACAACGUAAACUGUCGUACUAAAUUAAACGGAUGGUUCAGUGAAGGUAAGUGUUGUCGUGCGUUUGUGGUGUUCAAAUUAAGUUUUUGCUAAUGUCAAUAUGGCUAUGAUUAUGUUUACAAAAACUGUAAUGCUUCCUGAUAUAUAUUAGAAUAGAAUAUUAAUAUAAGCUAUCCGUCUAAUCAUGAAAUAAUAAAUUGAUACACAGCACUAUUUCGUAAGUUGUUUAUUUCAUUAAUAUACUCUUAUGGUAAUUAACAGUUGGAUAAUAAAUGUCCAAAUUAAAUUAUACGUAAUUUAAUAGAUCUCUGUAAAGGAUCUUAUCUCGUGGCUACCUCGCGUCACAGAUUUUUCCUUAUGUCUCGUAUGGCUAUUUUUUUACACGUAUAAUAUUUAGUCACAAUAUUGCAGUGUACAUUGACGAAGAAAGUUAUUUUAAUACUUAUAUAUUUUUUAAAUGUAAUGCUCGAAUCCACCGACAAAAUAAUAUAAUUAUUCCAAUGAUAUUGAUUCUCCUGUAUACAUCAAUAGUGUAUAGACUUUUUUUUAAUGUUUAAGGAUCUUUUUGUUAUAUCUCAUUUUUAUUAUUAAUCUUCAAAGUAUACUCAA